UUUUCAAGGCAACAGACACUAGACACUGGGUAGUAAACGAAGUAACGACAGGAUUACUACGCAAUUAAGCGAAAUUAUGUUACAAUUUACGAGACAAUUACAGAGCAGCUGGAUAAUCAUUUAACACAUAUCCAACAGUAGGACCGCAGUGUCACCCCGGGCCAGCAGAGGGCGCUGUGCAGGGUCAGAUGCAGACCCCUCCCCAUCUCCUCACUGUCAGUGCCUGCGCCUGGGUCAGCUGUUUCUGUCGGCUUAGAGAACUGGGUACGAGUGAAGCCCUGGAGGCCGAGACCAUGUCGGUCAGCGUCCAUGAGAACCGCAAGUCGCGCGCCAGCUCGGGGUCGAUGAACAUCUCGCUGUUCCACAAGCCGUCGCACCCGGACAGCGUGCUGACGCACCUCAACACGCUGCGCAAGCAGUGCAUGUUCACCGACGUGACGCUGUGGGCGGGGGACCGGCCCUUCCCCUGCCACCGCGCCGUGCUGGCCGCCUGCAGCCGCUACUUCGAGGCCAUGUUCAGCGGCGGCCUGCGCGAGAGCGUGGACAGCGAGGUCAACUUCCGCGACUCGGUGCACCCCGAGGUGCUGGAGCUGCUGCUGGACUUCGCCUACUCCUCCCGCCUCGUCAUCAACGAGGAGAACGCCGAGUCGCUGCUGGAGGCCGGCGACAUGCUCCAGUUCCACGACAUCCGCGACGCGGCCGCCGAGUUCCUGGAGAGGAACCUGCACCCGUCCAACUGCCUGGGCAUGAUGCUGCUGUCGGACGCGCACCAGUGCAAGCGGCUCUACGAGCUCUCCUGGCGGAUGUGCCUGGUGCACUUCGAGUCGGUGAGGGACACCGAGGACUUCUACAGCCUGUCCAAAGACAAGCUCCUGGACCUGAUCCUCAGCGACGAGCUGGAGGUGGAGGACGAGCAGAUCGUGUUCGCCUCCGUGGUGCGCUGGGUUCGCUACGACCUGGACGGGAGGCGAGGCCACCUGCCCGAGCUCCUGCAGGGGGUGCGGCUGGCCCUGCUGCCCUCGGCCUGCCUCAUCGAGUCCGUGGCCUGCGAGGAGCUGGUGAUGGCUGACGAGCGCAGCUCGCGGAUCGUGGACGAGGCCAUGCAGUGCAAGAAGAGGAUCCUGCAGAACGACGGCGUGGUGACCAGCCCGUGCGCCCGCCCGCGCAAGGCCGGUCACACCCUCCUCAUCCUGGGCGGCCAGACCUUCAUGUGCGACAAGAUCUACCAGGUGGACCACAAGGCCAAGGAGAUCAUCCCCAAGUCGGACCUGCCCAGCCCCAGGAAGGAGUUCAGCGCGUGCGCCAUCGGGUGCAAGGUCUACGUGACGGGCGGGAGGGGCUCCGAGAACGGGGUGUCCAAGGACGUCUGGGUGUACGACACGGUCCACGAGGAAUGGUCCAAGGGCGCGCCCAUGCUCAUCGCCCGCUUCGGCCACGGUUCGGCCGAGCUGGAGAACGUCCUCUACGUGGUGGGCGGCCACACGGCCAUCGCCGGGGUCUUCCCGGCCUCGCCCUCCGUCUCGCUCAAGCAGGUGGAGCGGUACGACCCGCUGACCAACAAGUGGACCAUGAUGGCCCCGCUGCGGGACGGCGUGAGCAACGCCGCCGUGGUCAGCGCCAAGCUCAAGCUCUUCGUCUUCGGCGGCUCCACCAUGCACCGCGAGAAGGCCUCCAAGGUGCAGUGCUACGACCCCGGGGAGAACCGCUGGGCCGUGGCGGCCGAGUGCCCGCAGCCCUGGCGCUACACGGCCGCCGCCGUCCUCGGGAGCCAGAUCUUCAUCAUGGGCGGCGACACCGAGUUCACCGCCGCCUCGGCGUACCGCUUCGACUGCGAGGGCAACCAGUGGACGCGCGUGGGAGACAUGACCUCCAAGCGCAUGAGCUGCCACGCCGUGGCGUCGGGCAACAAGCUCUACGUGGUGGGCGGCUACUUCGGCACGCAGCGCUGCAAGACGCUCGACUGCUACGACCCCACCUCCGACAGCUGGAGCAGCAUCACCACCGUGCCUUACUCCCUCAUCCCCACCGCCUUCGUCAGCACCUGGAAGCACCUGCCCGCCUGACCGACGGCCAAACGCUCUGGUUCGUCUGGAAAUCGCGUUGCCCUUGCCCGAGGCAGUUUGUGGAGUCGACCGCCUGCACCCCCCUUCUCCCAUCUUUCUCCCCCGCCAUCCAGAGUGGGGUCGGUUCACCUGGGCCAGGCGAGCCACAAGAGGAUGAGCGUUUCACUAAGACUUCCCGUUUGAGCCGAGCGGAGCGACGGAGAGCAGGUUCUUCCAGAAGAGCGCCACCUGCUGCACUGAACCGAACCCACGCUCUGACCUACUGUAUGAUGUUGCCAUGGAGACUGGACCCACCACUGCAUUCUGCCUGCCUCUUAAAUUUUUUAGCAAUUUAAUUUGACAGAAAUGUAAUCUUGCGUUUCAGUGGCUAAGGAAAGGCGGAGAAAGUAUGAACGGCUUUCAUACAGGGCUCAUAGUCAGACUACACCCCUGUAUUUUGCAGUGAACUCUUCCAGGACUUGUACUUUCUGGCUUUUUAAUGCCAGGGACAUGCCAUUCUCCACCACUGCAGGGUUUGCGUCCAACAGCAUGCCUCCAUCGACUCUGAAACGUGUAUUAAAAAUGAAUAAAUAAAAGUGACCCAUGUCUAAGAACAGAGAGGGAUCGGGCCUACAAGUGGGCUUUCAAACCACAGGAAGCAGCAGAAGAUCUCUCUGCAAAAAAGUAUUCAGUCCCUCUGCAAGCAUGCCCACUUGCACUGGGGGUCAAACGCGGGAUUGAAACGGGAGCACUGGACCAAUGACAAGGUAGCUCACGUCAACCCCCUGACCAACCUGAGAAAAGUAACCUGCAACAAGGUUGCAGUGGCUGUCAGCACAAUUCUACUGUAUCUUUCCAUUUUAAUGUAUGCAUUUAAUGAUAUGAAAUUUGCACAUAGCACUAUGUAUCAUUUGAAAUGGUUCAAUGAGGAAAAUCUUUAAGUGUAUUUGUUACUGGAUCCCUCUGAUGAAGUUGUUUGGGUUUUUCUUUAUAUUGGCUGAAGGACGAACGUCGGUAUGGAUCGAAGACCCAAGGUCAUUUAUUUCCCCAUUCUGUUCUAAGCUGUUUUUAGGGGACUGGGUUACACAGGGGGGUGGGAUGGAGGGUUUCCAUUAAAAUGACUCAUUUUGAA
This is a messenger RNA of Conger conger (European conger), 3174 nucleotides long. Its product is annotated as kelch-like protein 25. The coding region runs from base 189 to 2063 and encodes 624 amino acids. The record is from RefSeq and is a predicted model, not a curated record. NCBI's taxonomy places the organism in Eukaryota, Metazoa, Chordata, Actinopteri, Anguilliformes, Congridae. The transcript has 4 exons. Gene Ontology annotation, molecular function: protein binding.